This is a messenger RNA of Clarias gariepinus (North African catfish), 1306 nucleotides long. RefSeq names its product homeobox C13b (gene hoxc13b). The coding region runs from base 275 to 1075 and encodes 266 amino acids. The transcript is spliced from 2 exons. NCBI's taxonomy places the organism in Eukaryota, Metazoa, Chordata, Actinopteri, Siluriformes, Clariidae. Gene Ontology annotation, molecular function: RNA polymerase II cis-regulatory region sequence-specific DNA binding; DNA-binding transcription factor activity, RNA polymerase II-specific. The record is from RefSeq and is a predicted model, not a curated record. Gene Ontology annotation, biological process: regulation of transcription by RNA polymerase II.
GUCGGUCUUUAAUUACGAAUCGCACGAAUUGUGGCUUAGAAGGACGCGCAUGCGCAAAGGGAAACAAGAGGAAGAGAAGAAAAUGAGGUUGGAAGUGAGAGGUGAAGUGUUCUUUCGCAGCACUAGUUGAUUUUUUUUUAAGGAUCGACAGCUCAUGACAUGACUUCGAUGGUCGUGGAUACCUAACUUCGAUCGUUUAUUUAUUUAUUUAUUUAUAAACAAAAAAGUGAGAAUAACAAAAACAAAAAUAUCUACGAAUGAAAAUAACCAAGCAAUGGAGGGACUGAGCGGGAACUGUCCUGCCUCUCAUUGCAGGGAGCUGAUUUCUCACUCUGGACUAGGGCGACACUCUGGGACUAUUAUGCCUCAUCAGGGCUCGAUUUACCCCGAUAUCUCCUCUCCGGAGAGCGGAAGGCAAUGUCCAGGGCCUCAGACACCCUCCUCCGGAGCAUCUCUGGGUUAUAAUUACCCUUAUUCCUACUACGAAUGCCGAUUGAGUCAUACUCACGGUGUUAAUGUGCAGAAGCCGUGCUCUUACCACCCCGCUGAGAAAUACCCCGAGCACGGGGAAGAACUUUCCCACCGAGCGAAAGAACUGGCUUUUUACCAGGGUUUUGCUGGCUCUUACCAAACCGUCCCGGGUUAUCUGGACAUGGCGGUGAUGCCGGGCAUUGGUGCUCAUCCAGAAGUGCGGCACGAGAGCUUAAUCCCUGUGGAUGGAUAUAAUCACUGGGCAUUGGGCAACGGAUGGGAUGGACAAGUGUGUUUUUCCAAAGAGCAGAGUCAACAGAGCCACAUCUGGAAGUCACCCUUCCCAGAAGUUGUGCCCCUGCAACCUGAAGUCAGCAGCUACCGCCGAGGCCGCAAGAAGCGCGUGCCCUACACCAAGAUCCAGCUCAAAGAGCUAGAAAAGGAGUACUCGUCGAACAAAUUCAUUACCAAAGAUAAAAGACGACGGAUCUCCACCAUCACUAACCUAUCAGAGAGACAAGUUACCAUCUGGUUUCAGAAUCGACGUGUAAAAGAGAAGAAAACUGUCUGCAAGUCAAAGUCAAGCGCCCACAUGCACCCCUGAGGAGAGCUGAAUCUGUAAAAUAAAUAAAUAAAUAAAUAAAUAAAUAAGAAAGAACGAAGAUUAAUAACCCCAUGUUGAUAUAGGCCUAUCUAUUUAUCUUUUAUGACAUGUUUAAUUUAGGUAAGUUGUGAAUAUCGUUGUCACUCGGAAAUUAGCGUUUUGCACGUUUAAAUCAACAACAAUAAAAAUAUCAUAUUCAAUUAUUCCUGUUGAACAAACAAUCAAACGAAU